CCUUAAAUAUCAUCACACCAAACCCUGAUUUUCUCAACUCAAAACAAAUCAACACAAUCCCUAAUAUCUCUCUCCAUUUUUACCAAAUCAAUUUGCAAUGGCUCGUACUAAGCAAACAGCACGCAAAUCCACCGGAGGCAAAGCACCAAGGAAGCAGUUAGCAACAAAAGCUGCUCGGAAAUCAGCACCGGCAACCGGAGGAGUGAAGAAGCCACACAGGUUCAGGCCAGGAACCGUUGCUCUGAGAGAAAUCAGGAAGUACCAGAAGAGCACUGAGCUUCUUAUAAGGAAGCUUCCAUUCCAGAGGCUAGUGAGGGAAAUCGCUCAGGAUUUCAAAACUGAUCUCCGAUUCCAAAGCAGCGCUGUUUCUGCGCUACAAGAAGCUGCUGAAGCUUACCUAGUUGGUUUGUUCGAAGACACUAACCUCUGCGCUAUUCAUGCUAAGAGAGUUACCAUUAUGCCCAAAGAUAUUCAGCUUGCUCGCAGAAUCAGAGGAGAGAGAGCUUAAAUUCCAUUACUAUGGUUCAAUUUCUUUAGGGGUUGUAUGUGUUUCUUAAUUAGGGUUAGGUUUAUGAUGUUGUUGUUACUUUAUAUUCUGUUUAAAUCUAUUUUGUUAUCAUCUUGUAACAAUGAAAUUUGAGAAUUCAAACUGUCAUAGUGAUGCGUUGAAACACAA
This is a messenger RNA of Lathyrus oleraceus (garden pea), 676 nucleotides long. Its product is annotated as histone H3.2. Gene Ontology annotation, cellular component: nucleosome. Bases 98 to 508 code for a protein of 136 amino acids. NCBI's taxonomy places the organism in Eukaryota, Viridiplantae, Streptophyta, Magnoliopsida, Fabales, Fabaceae. The record is from RefSeq and is a predicted model, not a curated record. Gene Ontology annotation, molecular function: structural constituent of chromatin; DNA binding; protein heterodimerization activity. The transcript has a single exon.